UAAAGUAUUUUGCUAUAAUUUCCUUCUUAUUCCAGGUCAAGUACAUAUAGCCACAGCUCUGGAUGGUACUACCCUGUUCUGCUGUCCAGAAUGUCAUAUGGCUUAUCCAGAGAAAGAAUUGCUUGAACAGCAUCUGGUAGGCCACAAGAUAGAGAGACGGUUUAUUUGUGACAUAUGUGGGGCUGGCCUGAAACGGAAGGAGCACUUAGAAAGGCAUAAACUUGGGCAUAAUCCAGAAAGACCUUUCGUUUGUUCGGUCUGUAUGAAGGGUUUCAAAAGGAAAGAGCAUCUGAACCUACAUUUUGUUAUACAUUCAGGAGAGAAGACAGAAAUUUGUGGGGAGUGCGGUAAGGGAUUUUAUAGGAAAGAUCAUUUGCGGAAACAUGCUAGGGCACACAUUACCAGGCGAGCUAAGGAACAAGCAGAGCAAGCAGAAAGAGCUCAAGGUUUGCUAACCAAGGAUCCUCAGCUCUCGGCCAGUACUGGUACAGCACAAGUUACCAUCAGCGUUGGCGGAGUUCCAAACUCUCAGAUUCAGAUUCCUGUCCAAAUACAGGUACCACAGCAUCAUAUACAAGUAGCUGGUGCAAACGAAGAAGAUAGUGAGAAUGCUGUAAGUACUGUAGUCUUGCCAACAGCAUCGGACGGUCUUUCUAUAUUGCCCAACUAAGGAACAAUAUAUUUUUUAAUUAGGUGAACAUAGUUAUUUUUAUAAUAUUCAAUCAGAGAAUAUAAAAUGAAUUUUUAUUUUGGUAAAUAUUUGACCUAGGUUAUUAUACGUUAGAUUCUUUUACCUAAAUUUUAUGUAAAUAGACAUAUGUAAUUUAUUCACUACAUAACUUGUGCUGAUUCAAUAAAUGGUACUUGAUUUGAAGAAUUUUUUUGAAAACAUGUCCAAAAAUAUAUAUUUGUUUGUAUAUUUUGUUCAGUAUUAACACUUAAUUGAGAUAAAAUUCUUCACAUCGACUUUCAUUUCCUAUUAGGAGUUGAUCAUAAAACAAGCUGCCUUUUAUUAACAUCAGUGUUGGGAAAAAGAUAUAUUAAUUUUGAGUUGCUCCCGCAGGAAAGUCUUCAUCGUGGUUCAUUUGCAGUAGAAACUCCAGUUGAGCAAAAUAUAUUUAAUAAAAUAAAUAUGCUAUGCCAAAAAAUGAACAUUCAGGUAAAAACAAAAAAGUAUUUUUUAUGUUUUUUUUGGCCGAAAAUUGUGUAAUUUUCAAUAUAAAUGAAGAACAGUCAUUCAUUAGAAAAUAAGUACCAAUAAUUUGUUUUGGAUUUGUAAUUUUUACACGUUGAAACUAAACAGAAUUGAUUUUUUGGAAGUAUAUUUUUCUUAUUUUAAUAUUUCUAAAUUGGCCUGAAAAACUUUUUACCAACACUGAUAAAUGAUUAAAUCCUUUUGUUCUGUAAUUGCAGAACACCUUUUAGUGUAUAGAGAUUAGGUUUUGGGUUUGUUAUUAAUUCUCAGAAUUUUCGUCCAUGUCUAUUUCAGUUUUGAAUAGAUAUAAUUUUUACAUUACUGAAUUGUAUGGAAUUUGGUUCAGCUCUCUGUAGUUUAUGUACAAUAUUAAUCGACACCAACAUUUUUUUUACACUGGAUACCUGUCAAAACCCACAAUUACAUUAUUUCCACACGAUUAUUUGUUUGAAAAGGUUUAUGCAAUCAAGAAAUUUUGGCUAACAUGUUGGGCAUUUGGGAAUAGGAUAUUCAAAAAGAGGCUGUAUGGGGGAGGAAAAUGUGGGUUUUGGGAGUUAUAGCAAACAAAGUCUGGUAUCUAACAAAUUUUCAGACUGGUAAUGUGAACCUUUCGAGUUUAAAUAGAGAAUAUCUAUUCUUAGAACUACAAAUCAAAUUGUCAAAAUUUCAUUCCAACUAUUGGUAAACUCA
This is a messenger RNA of Leptinotarsa decemlineata (Colorado potato beetle), 1885 nucleotides long. RefSeq lists its product as uncharacterized. NCBI's taxonomy places the organism in Eukaryota, Metazoa, Arthropoda, Insecta, Coleoptera, Chrysomelidae. The record is from RefSeq and is a predicted model, not a curated record.